GCGUGACAUACAAUAGCGUUGCUUGCGUGGGACACCACAGGCUUUUUUUUAUGACGGACCUUGGUCCCACACCGCGCUUUCCGAGUUGCCACAAAGCCGCCGCCCAUGGCCAGCAGCAGCAGCACCACCGAGUACGAGGCCAUGGUCGAGGACCUCAUCCCGGACGCCCAUGCGCCCGGCGCCGUCUGCCUCGAGGACUUCUCGCUCAUCCGGGUCAUCGGCAAAGGCUCGUUCGGCAAGGUCACGCUUGUGCGCAAGAAGGACAACUCGAAGGUCUUCGCCAUGAAGAUCCUCAACAAGGCGUUCAUUAUCAAGCGCAACCAGGUCGAGCACACGCGGACCGAGCGCAAGGUGCUCGCAGUCGUCUCGCACCCGUUCAUCGUGAGCCUCCACUACGCGUUCCAGACCAACGACAAGCUCUACUUUGUGCUCGACUAUUGCCCCGGCGGCGAGCUCUUCUUCCACCUCACGCGCCUUGGCAAGUUCACCGAGGCCAUGGCGCGCUUCUACAGCGCCGAGCUCGUCGUCGCCCUCGAGCAUCUCCACUCGCUCGGCGUCGUCUAUCGCGAUCUCAAGCCCGAAAACAUCCUCCUCGACGAGCUCGGCCAUGUCAAGCUCGCCGACUUUGGCCUUGCGAAAACCGACGUGACCGACGCAGCCAGCGGCGCCAACUCGCUCGUGGGCACGCCCGAGUACCUCGCGCCCGAAGUCCUCGCGCGCAAGGGCCAUGGCACCGCCGUCGACUGGUGGGGCCUUGGCAUGGUGCUCUUUGAGAUGCUCACUGGCAUGCCGCCGUGGUAUACGCGGAAUCGCCAGGACCUCUACGCCCGCAUCCGCGAUGCGCCGCUCGAGAUCCCGCACUAUGUCAGCCACGAAGCGGCGUCGCUCAUCCGCGCGCUCUUGCACCGCGAUCCGGACAAGCGGCUCGGUGGCCGGAAGGGCCAUGGCGCCGCCAACGUCAAGGCGCACCCGUUCUUUGCCAGUGUCGACUGGGACGGCCUCCUCUGGGCCGAGCCGCCGUUCCACCCGAAUGCCAAGAAGGACGACGCCGAUACCUCCAACUUUGAAAAAGAGUUUACGGAGAUGCCCGUGCACACGCCCGUGAGCCUCAACCCCGUCUCGGCGCAAGCGAUCCCCAAGAGCAUGUUCAACGGCUUCACGUACGAAGCGCCGUCCGUCUCGCUCGGCUCCAACUCGUCGCAGUCCAAAGUCGAAGCCGCGACCGCCCAGCCGUUUAUAUAAUCGAUACAUACUACACUAUUGUCGUCUCAUCAUCAAUGUACAUCUUUAUAUACUGUA
This is a messenger RNA of Saprolegnia diclina VS20, 1299 nucleotides long. Its product is annotated as AGC protein kinase. The record is from RefSeq and is a predicted model, not a curated record. Gene Ontology annotation, biological process: protein phosphorylation. Gene Ontology annotation, molecular function: ATP binding; protein serine/threonine kinase activity. The transcript has a single exon. NCBI's taxonomy places the organism in Eukaryota, Oomycota, Saprolegniomycetes, Saprolegniales, Saprolegniaceae. Bases 106 to 1242 code for a protein of 378 amino acids.